GACGGACGCCAUGCAGGAAGCAUCCUUGCUCCAUUUGCCAGGUGUCGCCAUGGACGACCAGAUCCAGGCCCUUGUCCGUGGCAUCUACGCUGGCAGUGCCAUCUCGGUCGUCUUUGAGGCCAUGGACGUCGGCGUCCUCUCCAACGUCGUCCACGUCACCGUGACGCUACCGACACGCGUCGAGCACUUGAUCGCCAAGUUCCCGCGCCCCGAGUUCCCCAUGAUGCACGCCAUGUUUGCUGUCGAAGCGGCCUUCUACACGCGCACCAACAAGGCUAGCGUUCCGUUUGAGCUUCCGCCGCUUCUGUCAGCCUCGGCGGACGCGAUCGUCCUCCGAAAGCUCGACAACGUCAUCUCGUACUCGUGCUACGACGGCUGUCCAUCGGAGCACGUGCUGCCGAUUCUUACGCAGCUUGCCACGCUCCACGCCGCGUACUGGGACCAGUCGUUUCCGGAGCUGGCGGCGAUUCCAGGCAUUGGCGCCAACUUGAGCGUGCAGGAGAAACAGACCCACUUUUGCACCCUCUACGCACCGUUUUACGCCGACCUUGGGUUGCCUGCGACAACACUCGCCGCUCUCGACCACCUCUGCAACACCCUCGCGCAGGGCACACGACUCACGCGCCUUCACGAAGCGGUGGAAGCAUGGCACAAGACUCUCAUCCACGGUGACUUGCAUGUGGCCAACAUGCUCUUUCACGACGAUCGCAUUGUGCUUUUGGAUUGGGCCACGUGCGGCAGAAGCAACCCGCUCCGGGACGUGGCCUUCUUCUUCACUGUCAGCGUCACGAGCACCGUGCGAGAGGCCACCGAGGCGCCGAGCCUCCGCGCCUACGCGACGACUCUUGCCCACGCGAUCCCAAGUGUGUCGAUCGAGGCCAUCGAGACCAUGUACUACCUCUGCGUCCUCAACCAGUUUGUGAUCCUCGUCGGCUACAAUACGCUCACGAUGAGCCUCGCGGGCCUCGGGUCGACGCCGGCGAAGCAAGUGAAGCUUCGCGAGGGCUUUCUCGAGACCAACAAACGCAGCUGCGCAGCAGCGCUGCAUGCUUACACUAUGCUAGCCAAGCACGCUUUGUUUCAUUAAAUGUGAAAAAAUGCUGGGUUUGGG
Messenger RNA from Saprolegnia parasitica CBS 223.65, 1111 nucleotides. RefSeq lists its product as hypothetical. NCBI's taxonomy places the organism in Eukaryota, Oomycota, Saprolegniomycetes, Saprolegniales, Saprolegniaceae. The coding region runs from base 11 to 1087 and encodes 358 amino acids. The record is from RefSeq and is a predicted model, not a curated record. The transcript has a single exon.